Messenger RNA from Sinocyclocheilus rhinocerous, 967 nucleotides. RefSeq names its product transmembrane protein 35-like. Gene Ontology annotation, molecular function: acetylcholine receptor regulator activity. Gene Ontology annotation, cellular component: endoplasmic reticulum. Gene Ontology annotation, biological process: positive regulation of protein localization to cell surface; chaperone-mediated protein complex assembly. The transcript has 2 exons. NCBI's taxonomy places the organism in Eukaryota, Metazoa, Chordata, Actinopteri, Cypriniformes, Cyprinidae. The record is from RefSeq and is a predicted model, not a curated record. Bases 6 to 605 code for a protein of 199 amino acids.
AUGACAUGCAGCCAUAUUUGACUGUAUUCAUCAAGCCCUUCCCACUUCAGCAUCUUCAGCAGGACUGUGAAGAAAGCCGGAGCGGGACAACGGAUGCCAAUCGAAAGGAGACUUUACAGAAGAUGGCCUCGCCAAGAACCAUAACCAUUGUUGCCCUUUCCUUUGCACUGGGUCUGUUCUUCGUGUUCAUGGGUACAAUUAAACUCACACCAAGGUUAAGCAAAGAUGCCUAUAGUGAAAUGAAAAGGGCGUACAAAAGUUAUGCAAAGGCCCUUCCAGCAUUGAAAAAAAUCGGCGUUUCUUCUGUUCUUCUACGCAAGAUUAUUGGUACUCUUGAGGUGGGAUGUGGAAUUGUUCUGACCCUUGUGCCAGGGAGACCAAAAGACGUGGCCAACUUUAUUCUGCUACUGGUCAUGCUAGCGGUGCUUUUCUUCCACCAGCUGGUUGGAGAUCCUCUAAAACGCUAUGCUCAUGCCCUAGUGUUUGGUAUUUUGCUGACGUGUCGGCUGCUCAUUGCUCGUCAGGGUGAGGACCGGCCUGAGAGGGAGGAGAGACGAGAAGAGCAGAUCACGGCCCAGGAAAAGAACAAAGUCAAAGUUUCUUAGCUCCACAAUUUCAGAAAGAGCGCCUGGCAACAGAUCUGUUUCUCUGGAUAGUAGAGAAGGUGCUCGGAAAAAAAGACAGUAGUCCCAAAAGGUGAUUUAUGUCCCACAGCUACAUAUCAGAAGCCUGAAAACCAGAUCUUAUGUUACCUUUACCUCAUGUCUUACCUGUAAAACUUCUUAUUUAAAAUACAAAUUUUAAAUUUGGACAAUCACCAUUGUGGCAACUGUUUUGGUUGUGGUUUUGCAACAAAAGAUUAAACUACUGUAAUUCCCUGUUGUAUUUAUUGUUAUUAUUAUUUUGGCCCUGCAUUGAACAAUAUCCAAAAUGCCACUUUUAAGAUUAUACUGUGAUACUGGUUUCU